This is a messenger RNA of Salvia splendens (bonfire salvia), 1947 nucleotides long. RefSeq names its product E3 ubiquitin-protein ligase ORTHRUS 2. The transcript has 9 exons. The coding region runs from base 97 to 1926 and encodes 609 amino acids. The record is from RefSeq and is a predicted model, not a curated record. NCBI's taxonomy places the organism in Eukaryota, Viridiplantae, Streptophyta, Magnoliopsida, Lamiales, Lamiaceae. Gene Ontology annotation, biological process: protein ubiquitination; negative regulation of gene expression via chromosomal CpG island methylation. Gene Ontology annotation, molecular function: ubiquitin protein ligase activity.
CUCUCUCUCUCUCUCUCUCUCUCUCUACUUUGCUUUUCUCAUUCACAUCUGUAUUCAUUAAUCAAUCGUCAUCACCAACAGCAACCCUCAAACCAAAUGGCGCAAGUUAGCGAGCUCCCCUGCGACGGCGAGGGCGUGUGCAUGGUCUGCAAGCAGAAGCCGGCGGAGGCGGAGGUCCUCGCGUGCAAGACGUGCGUCACGCCGUGGCACGUCGCGUGCCUCACCUCCGCGCGGCCGCAAACCCUAGCGGACACGGCGCACUGGGAGUGCCCCGACUGCUCCGAUCUCUCCUGCGCCGCGCCGGCCGUCUCCGGGGGCGGGCUGGUGGAGAAGAUCCGCGCGAUCGAGGCCGAUGCGUCGCUCACGGACCUGGAGAAGGCGAGGAGGCGGCAGGAGCUGCUCGGGGGGGCGAAGGAGGGCGAGGAGGCGGAGGGGAAGGGGAAGGAGACGGACGGGGACGGCGCUGGCAGUGUUUUGGGGAUUUUGGGGGACCAGUUCAACUGCUCCAUUUGCAUGCAGCUUCUAGAUCGACCUGUUUCGACACCAUGCGGUCACAACUUCUGCUUGAAAUGCUUUCAAAAAUGGACUGGGCAACAACGCAUGAAGACUUGUGCUAUUUGUCGGAAGAUGAUUCCUGUCAAGAUGGCAAAGGAGCCUCGAAUCAACUCUGCCAUUGUUAUGGCAAUCAGAAUGGCUAAAGCUUCCCAGUCUAACAUCUCUGUAGGCCCUGCAAAGAUAUCCCAUUUUAUCCACAACCAGGAUCGCCCCGACAAAGCAUUUACCACAGAGCGAGCGAAAAAAACCGGAAAGGCUAAUGCAUGCAGUGGGAAGAUUUUUGUCACAAUCCCUUCAGAUUUUCUUGGUCCAAUUACACCAGAGUAUGACCCGACAAGGGGCUUAGGUGUUAUGGUUGGAGAAACAUGGGAAGAUAGGAUGGAAUGCAGGCAGUGGGGCGCUCACUUCCCCCAUGUUGCAGGUAUUGGGGGCCAGUCUAAUCAUGGGGCCCAGUCGGUUGCACUCUCGGGUGGCUAUGAAGAUGAUGAGGAUCAUGGAGAAUGGUUUCUCUACACGGGGAGUGGUGGACGUGAUCUUACUGGGAAUAAACGGACGAAUAAGAAGCAGUCGUUUGACCAGAGCUUUAAAAGCUCCAACGAAGCUUUAAGAGUCAGUUGCCGUGAGGGCUAUCCCGUACGAGUUGUGAGGUCCCAUAAAGAAAAGCGGUCUUCUUAUGCACCAGAGGGGGGUGUACGCUAUGAUGGGGUUUACAGGAUUGAGAAGUGCUGGCGCAAGGCUGGCCAACAAGGAUUUGUGGUCUGCCGAUAUCUGUUUGUUCGUUGUGAUAAUGAUCCAGCACCGUGGACCAUUGACACCCACGGAGAUCGUCCAAGACCCUUACCUUCAAUUCCUGAGUUGAAGCAAGCUAAGGAUAUUACUGAAAGGAAAAAGAGUCCUGCCUGGGAUUUUGAUGAGCAAAAGGGUGUCUGGACUUGGACAAGACCUCAACCGCCCAGUCAAAAAACACUUGUUGACGGUGAUAAAGUAAAGAUCACCAAGAGAAAAAACCGAAGUGGGACUGGGUCUGUUAAGGAAAAGCUUUUGAAAGAAUUUAGUUGCCUCAUCUGUCGGAAAGUGAUGGUUCAGCCACUCACCACUCCCUGUGCUCAUAACUUCUGUAAGGUGUGCUUAGAGGGUGCCUUUGCUGGCCAAUCUCACGUCAAAGAGAGAAAAAAUGGAGGGAGGACACUUCGUGCACAAAAAAAUGUCAUGAAAUGCCCAUCUUGCCCACAAGAUAUUUCCGAGUUCCUCCAAAAUCCUCAGGUACAUGCAUUAUAUUUGUUAUAUUUCUGUUUGGAUUUUCAUCUGGCCGAAUAUAGCUCGCGAGGCUUAUUCUUGGAUGCUAGAUGUAACAUAAAAUGGUUGUGCUAAUGAUUCAGCUUGACUAUUAUU